GGCCAACCUCGUUCUCUGCAACCUUGAGAUGAUUUUUCACUCCUUAACAUGAUUCGUCUUGUUACGUUUGACGCAUUGCAUACCAUCAUACGCCCGCGUCUCCCCGUCUAUGUGCAGUAUUCGCAGACUUUCGCGCCGUACCUCGGCACGCUCGAUCCCGACAGGCUCAAGCAAUCCUUCAAAGCCGCGUUGAAGGAAUUGCAGACCUCGAAGCCUCUAUACGAAUCGGGGGCCGAGGGUUGGUGGGGCGAAGUCAUCAAGCGCACGGCCUUGGGUGCCGGUGCGAAUUCGAAGGCCGUCGACGCAUCACUGCCGGAGAUAGUGCCCCGUCUCAUGAAGCGUUUCAGCUCAAGCGAAGGGUAUGCCCUGUUCGCAGAUACGCUUUCCACGAUCCAGAACCUCCGUGAAGAGAAUAUAACUACGGGCGUCAUUACAAACGCGGACAUGCGCAUCGUAUCUGUGAUGGAAUCGCUGUCGCUCGGUCAUCUUCUUGAUCCAGUACUCGUCAGCGAGCAAGAGGGAGUCGAGAAACCUGCGAAGGACAUCUUCCUGCGAGCAUGCGCCAGAGCCGAGGUGAGGCCCCACGAAGCCCUACACGUCGGAGAUGAACUGGACGCAGACUUUCAUGGGGCGACGAAAGCUGGACUGCACGCGCUGUUGCUUCGGAGAUCGGGUCCUGAAGGUGAGGAAGCAAGGAAGGAGCCUGAAGAGGAUUUAGAGGGCGUCGUCGUCGUCGAAAGCCUGUACGAGGUGGUUCAGUGGGUCAAACAGCACGGAGGCGCGCAGCCUCCUCCCCUAUAGAUAUUAUGCAAGUUUGUUAUAUAGAACAUCUGGCCUUGCAUCGCCCAGCUACCUCACAAUCCGAAUGUCUCAGCAACUGCCGACGUGGGCGGCUGUUCUGUAUCCGUCAACGUCUGUUCGAUCCACGUCCGUUCGCGCGGGCCGACGACGUCCUCGAGCCUGUCGCCGAGCUUGAUCAUCGAGUGUCGGAUCACACGCGGGUCUCGCUUCAUGAUGUUCUUCAGGGAGUGUAGCGUGCGGGGAGAGGCGUCAAAAUGGAGCGACCAGUAGUCUCCGUGCUCAUGCCAUCGUUGGUGAGCCCGCAUCCUUUGCGGGAGCGUCUUCGUACCCCAGUAGUCGAUGUUCCGCACCACCCCUGCGUUGUUCAUGACAUGCAUAGAAGCUUGCCGCACGAGCUCUUUGAUAUGUUUAUAUUCUCGGAAGUGCGCUGUGAUGCAUAUCAUCUCGUACAACGGCAUCUUGUCGUAUGCUCUUCGGGUUCGCGGGUGUUAUAAAGAGAAAGAAAAC
Messenger RNA from Punctularia strigosozonata HHB-11173 SS5, 1308 nucleotides. Its product is annotated as HAD-like protein. The transcript has 6 exons. The coding region runs from base 49 to 801 and encodes 250 amino acids. The record is from RefSeq and is a predicted model, not a curated record. NCBI's taxonomy places the organism in Eukaryota, Fungi, Basidiomycota, Agaricomycetes, Corticiales, Punctulariaceae.